GGUUGUUCGCCUCCAGUCUCUUUGACGCCAGAGCAGGAGAGAGACGAGGAGCGGGGGAAAGACGGAUAGAAAAAAAGGAAAAAAAAAAAUCCUCCUUCAUGUUAACAGUGUUUGUAAAGAAGAGGAAAGGUCGAGGGACGCCGCGACAUUUAUCAGAGGUGCUGUUCCAUAAAUUUGCCCUUUCCCCUGCAUAUCCUGUGUUUAGCAUGGAUUAGGCCAGCUGUUCUUUACGCAAUCUGCAGCUAACCAUCAGUUUAAGAGCAGUUCCAAGCAUCAGUUCAUUCCCUACAUUGCCCCUUGCACCAGUUCCUGAGUGGUUGUGACCCGGUUACACCCCCAUCCCCCCCUCCCCUUCCCACCCCCUCCACUGCAGGCCUUCCUGAGCACCAGCAGCUGCGUCCUGCCUCAGUUUCCUGUCCUUGGCCGUGCAAGGCUAAAGCCCCUCCACUCCCUACGUACACCCCCUAACAUACAAACAUAGCCAUCCUCCUGGCCCAGUGCAGCAAGACUAGCAGUUCAACUCCCUUUUCCUGGUGCGCCGUGGCACGAUGACCUCUAUGUCCAGCCUGUUUUCAUUCACCAGCCCAGCGGUGAAGCGCCUGCUGGGCUGGAAACAAGGUGACGAAGAAGAGAAAUGGGCAGAGAAGGCUGUGGAUGCGCUGGUUAAGAAGCUGAAGAAAAAGAAAGGUGCUAUGGAGGACUUGGAGAAGGCCCUGAGCAGCCCAGGGCAGCCUAGCAAGUGUGUGACCAUCCCACGUUCACUGGACGGUCGCCUGCAGGUGUCCCACAGGAAGGGCCUCCCCCACGUCAUCUAUUGCCGUGUGUGGCGCUGGCCUGACUUGCAGUCCCACCACGAGCUCAAGCCCCUGGAGGUGUGUGAAUAUCCAUUUGGCUCCAAACAGAAAGAAGUGUGCAUCAACCCUUACCACUACAAAAGGGUGGAAAGUCCCGUGCUUCCUCCAGUGCUGGUGCCUAGACACAGUGAAUUUAACCCCCAGCACAGCCUUCUAGUGCAGUUCCGCAACCUUAGCCACAAUGAACCGCACAUGCCUCUGAAUGCCACCUUCCCAGAGUCUUUCCAGCAGCACAGUGGAGGUGGCUCCUUUCCAAUCUCACCGAAUUCACCUUAUCCACCCUCUCCUGCCAGCAGUGGCACAUACCCCAACUCUCCUGCCAGCUCGGGCCCAUCCAGCCCCUUCCAGCUUCCAGCUGACACCCCUCCCCCUGCCUAUAUGCCUCCAGAGGAGCAGAUGGGGCAGGAUGGCACUCAGUCCAUGGACACUGGCAGCAGCGUGGUACCUCAGAAUAUGCCCAGAGGCGAUGUACAGCCAGUUGAGUAUGAAGAGCCCAGCCACUGGUGCUCCAUUGUGUACUAUGAGCUGAAUAACAGAGUGGGUGAGGCUUACCACGCCUCCUCUACCAGCGUUCUUGUGGAUGGCUUCACUGACCCAUCCAACAACAAGAACCGUUUCUGCCUGGGCCUGCUCUCCAACGUCAACCGCAACUCUACCAUUGAAAACACUCGCCGCCAUAUUGGCAAGGGUGUCCACCUGUACUAUGUUGGAGGAGAGGUGUACGCGGAGUGUUUGAGCGAUACCAGCAUUUUUGUUCAGAGCAGGAACUGCAACUACCAUCAUGGUUUCCACCCCACCACUGUCUGCAAGAUCCCCAGUGGCUGCAGCCUCAAGAUCUUCAACAACCAGGAGUUUGCCCAACUUCUCGCCCAAUCUGUUAACCAUGGCUUUGAGGCUGUCUAUGAGCUAACAAAGAUGUGCACCAUUCGUAUGAGCUUUGUAAAGGGUUGGGGGGCUGAAUACCACCGACAAGAUGUGACCAGCACCCCCUGCUGGAUAGAAGUCCAUCUGCAUGGUCCUCUUCAGUGGCUGGAUAAAGUACUGACUCAAAUGGGCUCUCCUGUGAACCCCAUCUCUUCAGUUUCCUAAUGUUGGGCCCUCCAUGGGCUGGGAGGAUAUUUUUAUGUGGAUUUUUGUUCAUUGCUUUUUUUUCUCCGGUUUGAAAGAAAAGGAGGUCUUAAGGGCUGAACUGUUUACACUACUUGCUAAAGGGGCAUAGAACCCUGAAGCAGUCUGAAACGAUGAGAGAAAAAAACUGAGGCUACAAGCACAUUUAGAAGAGGAAAUUUCUAGGCAGUGGCAUACAAUGGACUAACUACUGCUUUAGCAAUUGCCUUCAUGUUUGUUUUAAACUUAUGCUUGUAUGAGUGAUUUUAUUUUCUCUAUCUGUAGGUAAUCUUGUAGUUGAAUGAAAUAAUUUCAUGUAUCUUUACUUCAUCUUACACAAGUCAGAAUGGCAAUCUUCUGAUUCUAUAAGAAUCUUUUUACUUGCUGUGUUGUCUAAUCCCAUUUAUUAUCAAGUAAGACAUAGUCUAUUUUAUGUUUACUAUUAGACUCUGCUCACUACAGUUGUUUCCUUUUUAUAGCUUUUAUUGCCUUUAGGCAAAAACACAAAGUUACUGCUUUUAAAUAAAGUCUCUAUCUGAUGAAAUUCA
Messenger RNA from Astyanax mexicanus (Mexican tetra), 2509 nucleotides. RefSeq names its product SMAD family member 5 (gene smad5). Lineage: Eukaryota; Metazoa; Chordata; Actinopteri; Characiformes; Acestrorhamphidae. Gene Ontology annotation, molecular function: I-SMAD binding; RNA polymerase II cis-regulatory region sequence-specific DNA binding; DNA-binding transcription factor activity, RNA polymerase II-specific. The coding region runs from base 549 to 1943 and encodes 464 amino acids. Gene Ontology annotation, biological process: anatomical structure morphogenesis; BMP signaling pathway; regulation of transcription by RNA polymerase II. Gene Ontology annotation, cellular component: heteromeric SMAD protein complex. The transcript is spliced from 7 exons. The record is from RefSeq and is a predicted model, not a curated record.